ACACACACAUACACACACACACACACACGCUUGCAGAGUCACACAUUACACGUUUCUUACCAGCGCUGCCGUGUCUCUACUAACGGGACAAGUUUAAACCUCCGGGAUAUCGCUGCUCGCUCUCCGCUUUUCUCUCGCCUCCAUGUGAACAUCUCGACCCGGAGUGAGGAAGUUUACCACUGCUGAAAGGAUGAUGGUGACGAUGAUGGGAGGAGGCCACAGCCGAAGGUGCAGCCCCCGCUAAAAAAAUACAUUCUCCCCUAAUUUCACCCCUCCACCAUCACCAACUACUGCCGUCCUGUCCCCUGGCAUCAUGGCCAACCACUUGGAGCUGAUCCAGGAGCUGCAGCAGCUGGACAAGGUGCCCAGUCUGGAGAGGCUGCGGGCGGCCCAGAAGCGCCGUACACAGCAGCUGAAGAGAUGGGCCGUGUACGAGAAGGAGAUGCAGAGCAAGAAGAGAAAGGCAGACAAGAAGGGACGCAACGCCAACAACCUCCAUCAAGCAGAUUCCAAGAGGCAUGUGUCGUUUGCCGCCAGCGUGGCACUUCUGGAGGCAUCGGCCAGGAAUGAUCCGGAUGAAGUACGUUACCUGCUGAGGAACAAUGUGAGCCCAGACCUCUGCAAUGAAGACGGUCUCACCGCCCUGCAUCAGUGUUGUAUAGAUAACUACGAGGAGAUGGUUAAGAUCCUGCUGGAACGAGGAGCCUGUGUUAAUGCUCAGGAUAAUGAGCUGUGGACGCCGCUGCACGCUGCUGCGACCUGUGGCCACGCAGGACUGGUCAAGAUACUCAUCGCACACGGUGCAGAUCUGCUGGCGGUCAACUCCGAUGGGAACAUGCCCUAUGACCUGUGUGAAGACGACCCAACACUGGACAUCAUUGAGACAGCUAUGGCCAACAGAGGCAUCACCCAGGAGAUGAUCAACGAGACACGAGCGUCAACGGAGAGGAGGAUGCUGGGAGACAUUCAGGAACUGCUGAGACAGGGCGAGGAGGUCAACCAGCAGGACUCUCAGGGAGCCACACUGCUCCACAUUGCAGCAGCGAAUGGCUACGUGCAGGCUGCAGAGCUGCUGCUGGAGGGGGGAGCUCGCAUGGACCUGAGAGAUUCAGACGGAUGGCAGCCUCUUCACGCUGCAGCCUGCUGGGGUCAGAUGCAUGUGGCGGAGCUGUUGGUGUCUCACGGAUCCAGUCUCAAUGCCAAGACCUUCCUAGAGGAGACUCCCAUUGAUCUGUGUGAGGAUGAGGAGUUCAGAGCCAUCCUGCUGGAUCUGAAACACAAACACGACAUUAUCAUGAAGUCACAGCUCAAACACAAGACCUCACUGUGCAGGCGAACAUCCAGCGCAGGCAGUCGUGGAAAGGUGGUGCGGCGAGCCAGCCUGUCGGACAGACACAACUUAUGCCGUAAAGAGUACGAGACGGAGGCCAUCGUUUGGAGGGGAGGGAGGGAGGAGGAGGACGAGAAAGAGAGGGAGUCUGAUCAGGAGAAUAAGCAAGUGAUUAAUGUCAAGCCAUUCGUAGCGGUGGAGCUGCCAGACAAGCCCAAGCUGCCCACCAUCCUCAAAGACGGCAGCAGCAAACAGAAUGGCCUCAUCUCCACGGCAACAUCUGUGCCGCCGCAGACGCCCUCCAAUGGCAACACGCCAUCGUCCGACAACGGCGGGGUCGCCGCCGCCCAGCCCACCCAGGAGGAAGCCUGGCCAAGGGAGCGCGCUCAGACUCUGUCGGAGCUGAAGAGACAGAGGGCUGCUGCCAAAUUGUUGAAUCACCCCUUGUUUAAUGGUCACCUAGGCAACGGCUCCACAGACUCCUUCACUGAUGCCAAAACCAUCUCUGAGGACCCCCGCAUGCCACUCGUUUCCUCUAACGGUAGCGCGGUUUACUACACGCCAGCAAGCGGUGACCCACCCCUCCUCAAAUUGAAACAGCCAAUAGAGGAAGAGCAGCCGAAGGUGCGGACCUGCUGCUGUGUGUCGUAACACCGCAGUCACGUGGAGGGGCUUGCACAGGGAGGAGGGAAGCGAGGCCUGUGCUGUAGGACAGAGGAAAGAGAGAGGGAGGGUUCCUGUCUUUUAACGUCCCGUUCCUCGACUUCUUUGAAACUUCAAGAGAAGAUGAGUGGCCUGAAGAAGGUCUAGAAAACUUUUCCUCAUACCUCCCUGUCACAUGACUCCUGCUGGAAUUGGAUUCCUCCAGACAUCACUUGGAUUAAAAUUCCAUUUCAUACGUGGAGAUAUGCCAAACGGAUAGAAAGAGUGCAAGAUGCUGUUUCUCUGUCCCUGUGCACCUUUAAGAAUCAACGUGUGGACAGCUUUUUUUUUUUUUUUU
This is a messenger RNA of Xiphias gladius (swordfish), 2330 nucleotides long. RefSeq names its product protein phosphatase 1, regulatory subunit 16B (gene ppp1r16b). The record is from RefSeq and is a predicted model, not a curated record. Gene Ontology annotation, biological process: regulation of sprouting angiogenesis; establishment of endothelial barrier. Gene Ontology annotation, molecular function: enzyme inhibitor activity; protein binding; protein phosphatase regulator activity. Gene Ontology annotation, cellular component: cytoplasm. Lineage: Eukaryota; Metazoa; Chordata; Actinopteri; Istiophoriformes; Xiphiidae. The transcript has 11 exons. The coding region runs from base 314 to 1981 and encodes 555 amino acids.